This is a messenger RNA of Ostrea edulis (European flat oyster), 843 nucleotides long. RefSeq lists its product as uncharacterized. The coding region runs from base 202 to 843 and encodes 213 amino acids. Lineage: Eukaryota; Metazoa; Mollusca; Bivalvia; Ostreida; Ostreidae. The transcript has 5 exons. The record is from RefSeq and is a predicted model, not a curated record.
ACUAUUACUACGGUAUUCUAUGAAUAAAAAUACCUAAAAAACUCUAUUAAACAUGUAUUCAAAAAUCUAUGGUUUUAAAGAUAUAAAUGAAAAUAUUUUCAAAAGACAGUCUGUCUUUUUGAAACUCUGUCUCUCCGAAAGAAGUCGAAUGCUGACCACGUGACCGUCUUAUUAGCAUAUCGCGCGAUAAACAAAACAAAAAUGGCGGAAGACGAAGUAAGAGAAAAGAAAGCGAAAAAAAGAGGAGGGAGAGUAGCCACUCUGACAACAUCAGAGAGAAAAAGAAGGAAGAAGGAGUACAACCAGAAACUGGCAGGAAGUAGAAUUUACAUUGGAGGAGCAAUUGAGAAGUGGAAAAGUCUUCAACAACAGACGAAAACGAAGACGGACGAAGAAAUGGCGACAAUGUUGCUGGAACGAUUUGAAAAUGAAGCAGCGUUUAAAGAACCCCAGAGCGUCCACACCUCUAUGGCCAUGAAAACUUCUACACCAGCAGCUUCUUCCAUCAUAUCAAGAUUAAAAAACAAAGAAUAUGACAGAACACCAUCCAUGUCAGAGAUAUCUGCUGAUUCAGAACAAGAACCUAUGUCAGGAGUGGAGGAAUUGCAAGUUUCCGGUCCUGAAGAUCCAGGUACUAGAAAAAAAAUUACAAAUAUGAAACCUACUGCAGAAGCUACACCAUCUAGCCGUUCUCGGAAACCAAAGAAGUGGUCAGAUUCAUUUUGUGAUCCUUUGAACUUGUCCAUUGACAUCUCAGUACAAGACUCAGAUUUAGAGGCAGUAGACUCAGAAGAGGAUGACCCAAACUACCAGCCAAGUUUUGAUGUCACAGCUAUUCUGUAA